Molecule: messenger RNA, 2883 nt
Organism: Hypomesus transpacificus
Lineage: Eukaryota; Metazoa; Chordata; Actinopteri; Osmeriformes; Osmeridae
Product: F-box only protein 15-like
Exons: 10
Coding region: 656-2167 (503 amino acids)
Molecular function (GO): protein binding
Source: RefSeq, a predicted model, not a curated record
AGGGUCCAACACACACAAGAUUUUGUUGCAAAGCAUGUGAAGGAUGCAUCUCUUAAGAACAUUUCUUGUAUUUUAGUCUCUUGCUUUCCUUUGAUGUAUCAACCUGAGAAAACACAAAUCUACAAAUACACAAUUAGUCUCCUAGAGCACAAUCACAAACUUGUAAUCAACCUCCCAGUAGGUUACAGCAGUUUACAAACCUAGAGGCAAAAACCUAAGAAAGCCUGAAAACAAGACAAAGGUUGUUUGCUAUUGUAAACUAUGGCCUUUCAUAGUUUACAUCUGUUUAUUAACGCAGGCUCACAAGUUUGCGCGUCAGAAACGCAGACAGAAGACCUCAUUUUCAUAAUUGGCCUGUAGAGGUUGCACGGAGCACGUCACACCAACUCAAACGGCUAAUUAUGCAGGCAGAAACAGGCUAUUAUAGGCUACUUGUGCAACAAUUUAACUACAUUAGCCUACCAAUUGAGCGUUUGAAAAGAAUAUCGGCGAGCAAACGAUCUCAGCAACACUCACGUGUUGGUAAAACCAUGUAAUUAGGCACUGUGCAGUGAACUGCUUAUCACAUUUAUUUAUUAAACGAAGGCUAUAGGCUAUUUGCCACUUUUGUUACUUUAGCUAGCCUACAGAGCAGUCUGCAGAUGUGUCUAUAACCAUGGCUACUGGACGUGGGCAAUUUUCCCGUAGUUUUAAAGCAGGUUUGGAGAAGAACAAACCGCCUAUUCAGGACGGAGGUUCAAGAGUCAAGCACAAGAGAGGACGUUUUUCGAAAGGGGGUUCAGAGACAGUCAAGCCAACGAUGUUUUCACACAAGAUCCCAGCACGUAAAUCCUCGAUUGUCCCGGACACAUGUGCGGUCAAACCAACUCCGACGACAUGCACUCAAAACUACAUUCUGAGGAUGCCACCUGAGAUUCUGCAAAAGAUCUUGUCAUACCUGGACGUCUACUCUCUGCUGUGCAUUGAGCAUGUCAACAAGAUGUUCCACCAGCUGGCUAACAACAAUGAUAUGUGGCACCAGAUGUACCUGUCAAUGUAUGGGAGCAGGAAGAGAUGGAGGCCCAAGAUUAUAGAGAAGCAGAGUUUUGUGAAGGUCCAGGAGCGGUCCAACGGUUAUUGGAGGAGACUGUACCUCAGAACCAUGGCCAUAUGCAAAGAGAACAGGUGGAAGAGAGAUCUCAAAGACAUCAACCCCUUCACUGGGCUGCCCAGCCAGACAGAGCGAGUCCUCAGGAACCUGCAUGUGACCUGGGAUUUGACCCUGUGUGAUGAGCUGUCAGGGUGGCGGGGCACCUUUGAGCCCAUCCAUGUCUACUUCUCCACCUCGUCCGUGACGGUGUGUUGGAGUGGAGAGCACUGGCCCUCCUUCUCUCAGACUAGUCUGCAGCUCCACGGAGUCAGGAGGUCCCAUAUGCUUAAGCAUGGCUGGCGCUCCCUGAUGGUCAGGUUGGACAGAGAGACCAUCUCUGGGAGUAAGCAGAUUAUUGGCUCUGACAAGCUUGUAAACCUGGUGUUUCUUCCCCAUGGCCUCCUCAUAGGGACAUGGAGGGGUAAUUCCACCAUUGCCUUUGUCAUCGCCAACUUCCACUUUCACCGGUUGGUGGAGAGGAGUCUCCUGAGUUCUCCCUUUUGCUCGUACGCUAUGCCACACUGCAGGGACGAGGACCCCAGCUAUGAUCUCCAUAGUUACAGGCUACACAUUGUGCUCCACAAUACGGUGACCCAGAUCAUGUUGGGAUGCUUCCCUCAGCUCUCCUGUGAGAAAGGUCAGAUCCAUGGAAGGUACAUUCAUCUGACUGCCAUCAGGAAAAAUGAGUUUUCCCAGCACACCCCACUGUCUGGCAAGGUCCUGCUGCCCUGGAGGUGGGGAGUCCUACAGGGGAGUGUGGAGAACUGCUGUAUAAUGAGCCUGACUCUACUGGACCAGUCUCAGAACCCCAUGUGGUGUGUCUGCACUCCAGUCUCAAUGGUGCUAUCCUGUGGAAAGCGGAUGUCCAGGCACUACAAGGGUGAUCACUUCCUGAUACGGUAUCAGGAGCUGGAGGGAAAGGUGAAGAUGAAGCUGGUCUGGCUGGAGGAGCAAAAGCAGUUCUUCCUCAUCAGCCUCACCCUUGCCAUCACCCUGGCUAAGGUCAACAGGCACUUUGGAACAGAUGACACUGGGUGACCAUGCUCGGCUGAACGGAGCAGGAAGAGGAUUUUCUCAUCGUGGGACUAGUUUGGUGCAGUUCAAGUUUGUAGUUUUGACCAUUGCAAAGGUUGUGUAUUAUAUACACGUUAGUUUACUUUGUUCUUGCUGCAGGAUUUUUUUGGUUAAAUAUUUAGUCCUGUUUAUUGCCACUGGAUAAUUAAACAAAAAUGUUACGUGCCUGGUGUUGUGACUGCUAUCAACUACAGACACUGGUCAGUAGCAAAUAGAGCCCUAAAUACAGUUUUGUUGUUUUAGGAUGGGAUUAAGGUUAGUAGAUGGAAUAGGGUUAGUAUCUACACCUGGGGCCUGUUCUAUAAAGCGAGUUUCCCGAAUAAGCCAGGCUUAUUAUGACAAUUACUUUCCCAGACAUAAUCCUGUCUUAUUCAGUAAACUUGCUUUAUCGAGCAGUCCCCGGAUCACUUGGCUUGGUCUUCAUAUCAUAUGGCUUCUCAACUGACUCUAACCUGACAGUAACCUGUACUAGUUGGCUAUACACGUACCAGUCACUUGAACUAGUAGCUCAUACUGGAAGCUUGUAGUCAUACCCAAUAGUUAGUCUGUUUUUGUCUUCUGAAGUGCUAGGACCUACAGAGACCAGUCAGCAUUUGUAUCUUAUCAACACCAACACACUCUGGACAGGCUGCAAUAUACCUGCAUAACUGCUAUGUAAGUUUUAUGUAUGUAAAAAAAAA